Molecule: messenger RNA, 4513 nt
Organism: Candoia aspera
Lineage: Eukaryota; Metazoa; Chordata; Lepidosauria; Squamata; Candoiidae
Gene: HID1
Product: HID1 domain containing
Exons: 19
Coding region: 269-2659 (796 amino acids)
Cellular component (GO): Golgi trans cisterna; Golgi medial cisterna; membrane
Source: RefSeq, a predicted model, not a curated record
CCACGAUCAGGAAAGGCGGGAUCAGCGCCGGGAAUAGCCUCAGCUGCCUUUGACAAGCGGGAGGAGACUAGGCAGCCUUCAGGGAGCAGGUGGACGGAGCAGCGCCGAUGGAGCCCGCCGCAUCCGGCAGAGGAGGAGAGGACGAGGGAGAUUAGCGGGACGGGCGGCGGCAGAAGAGGAGGAGGAGGGUACUGCCACCGCCUCAGUGAGCGACCGCGGGCGGGCGAGGCGGGAGCAGGAAAGCGGACCCAGAUCCUGGUGCGGGAGGAUGGGUAACGCCGACUCCAAGCUUAACUUCAGGAAGGCUGUGAUCCAGCUCACCACCAAGACACAGCCUGUAGAGGCCACAGAUGAUGCCUUCUGGGACCAGUUCUGGGCAGAUACAGCUACUUCAGUCCAGGAUGUCUUUGCUCUAGUUCCUGCUGCAGAAGUUAGAGCUGUGAGGGAAGAAUCUCCUUCAAAUUUGGCUACUUUGUGUUAUAAGGCAGUGGAAAAACUGGUGCAGGGGGCUGAGAGUGGCUGUCACUCUGAGAAAGAAAAGCAGAUUGUCCUGAACUGCAGCCGUCUCUUGACCCGCAUCCUACCGUAUAUAUUUGAAGAUCCUGACUGGAGAGGUUUCUUCUGGUCAACUGUUCCAGGGGCUGGACGAGGAGCAGGAGAUGAAGAUGAUGAAAAUGCUAGGCCACUGGCUGAGUCUCUGCUUCUAGCCAUUGCAGAUCUGCUCUUCUGUCCAGAAUUCACUGUCCAGAGCCAUCGAAAAAACAGUGUGGACACGGCUGAGGAUAUCCAUGCAAUCGAUAGUUGUGAAUAUAUCUGGGAGGCUGGUGUUGGAUUUGCUCAUUCACCACCACCCAGCUACAGCCAUGAUUUAAAUAGGACAGAGCUGCUGAAACUUUUACUGACCUGUUUCUCGGAGGUCAUGUACUUGCCUCCCUCCUCGGAUAGCAGGAACACUAAUCCCUGGGUCCAGUUCUUCUGUUCUACAGAGAACAGGCAUGCCCUUCCACUGUUUACUUCCCUCUUGAAUACCGUCUGUGCUUACGAUCCAGUGGGUUAUGGGAUCCCCUAUAACCACUUGCUCUUCUCGGACUAUCGUGAACCACUGGUGGAGCAGGCUGCUCAAGUCCUUAUAGUCACAUUGGACUAUGAUACUUCUACCAGCUCCAGUCCCACAGUAGAUGGCACUACCACUGGAACAGUCAUGGAUGAUACUGAUCCUCCAGGACCAGACAACCUGUUUGUCAAUUACCUGUCUAGGAUACACAGAGAAGAGGAUUUCCAGUUUGUUUUGAAAGGAGUAGCCCGUCUGCUCUCCAACCCUCUGGUCCAAACCUACCUGCCAAAUUCUACUAAAAAGAUCCAGUUUCAUCAGGAGCUCUUGGUUCUCUUCUGGAAACUCUGUGAUUUCAACAAGAAAUUUCUCUUCUUUGUUCUGAAAAGCAGUGAUGUUUUAGAUAUCCUGGUGCCAAUACUCUACUUCCUUAAUGAUGCUAGAGCAGAUCAGUCUCGAGUUGGUCUUAUGCAUAUUGGUGUCUUCAUCUUACUGCUGCUGAGUGGGGAAAGAAAUUUUGGUGUCCGCCUCAACAAGCCGUAUUCUGUACGAGUACCAAUGGAUAUUCCUGUUUUUACAGGGACACACGCAGAUCUUCUCAUCAUCGUCUUUCAUAAAAUCAUCACUAGUGGACAUCAGCGGUUGCAGCCCCUAUUUGACUGCCUCCUUACCAUCAUUGUGAAUGUAUCUCCAUACUUGAAGUCUCUUUCCAUGGUAGCAGCUAACAAAUUGCUGCAUUUAUUAGAAGCGUUUUCAACUACUUGGUUCCUUUUCUCCAUGGUCCAAAACCACCACCUUGUCUUCUUUUUGCUGGAAGUCUUCAACAAUAUCAUCCAGUACCAGUUCGAUGGUAAUUCCAAUUUGGUAUAUGCCAUUAUUCGCAAACGAAAUGUAUUCCAUCAGCUAGCCAACCUACCUACUGACUUGCAGUCCAUCCAGAAAGCUUUACAGCGCAAAAAGAAAGCUCCCGAGCCCAUCUCUCGGACCAACUCUCAGGAGGGGAUAUCCAUGGAAGGGUCACGACCUGCUGCACCUGCAGAGCCUGGAACACUAAAGGCCAGCCUAGUAGCAACCCCAGGCAUUGACAAACUCACAGAGAAAUCUCAGGUGUCAGAGGAUGGGACCAUGCGCUCCUUAGAGCCAGAGUCCUCUCAGUCUCCAGCAGAAGAAAGCCCCCCGGGCACGGUCAGUGAUACUGAAACCUGGAAUGUGGAGUCGUCACAACCCAAGCGGGACCGGCGACGUCUGUCCAGCACAUCCUCAGCUGGGCAGUGGAAUCCAACUCCUGAAUGGGUGGUAUCUUGGAAGUCGAAAUUGCCCCUGCAGACAAUCAUGAGGCUGUUGCAGGUCCUGGUUCCACAGGUAGAGAAGAUUUGCAUUGACAAGGGCCUUACUGAUGAAUCUGAGAUUCUGAAAUUCUUGCAGCAUGGCACAUUGGUGGGGCUCCUUCCUGUCCCUCAUCCCAUCCUGAUCCGUAAAUACCAGGCUAACUCUGGUACCGCUAUGUGGUUCCGCACUUAUAUGUGGGGAGUCAUAUAUCUGAGGAAUGUGGAUCCUCCUAUCUGGUAUGACACAGAUGUAAAGCUGUUUGAAAUUCAACGAGUUUGAGGAAUGGAAGUUGCCUCCGGUUGAGCAGAAACACUGGAAACAAGGAUCUUGCUGUGCGCUUCUUCAUCAUUGCUCUUUCUUCAUUUCACUGCCUCCUGCAUGUUUCAAAGGACAAUCACAGCCAUCUCCCCUGCCGCUUUAAAACUCAGUGGCCCUUCCUGGCUUUGCCUGCCCCCAAGAGAAGGUGUGAUGGAAGGAUGUUGAAGGAAUGGCCAUUGCUGGGAAUCACACUGGAAACCAAACAAGGGCUCGUCAAAUCUUCCCCAUGCGUUCGGUGCAAUUUUGAAUCUGACUAGCUAGAGAAACCAUUUUUCCCUCCCUAGUCAGAUUCAGCUUUUAUGUAAAAAGACGUUGAAUGUAAUGAAUUAGGAAAGUGGACCAGUGAAGGAAGUACAACUGCAGGAAGUAGCUUUGUGGUUCUUUUCCAAAGAAUGUAGCCUGUCAGCCCCUUCUUUCACAGUCCUCUCUUCCCAUCCCCCCCGCUUUACUGCAUUGUGUCGGGGGCGGAAAGGAGUUUCAUUUAGGAGCAGACUGUUGACCCAACAGUCCACUCAUUUAUGUUACUUCAGGGCAAUCUUUUGGUUUUGUUCAUUCUCCCCUGUCAAUGAAUAUGUGCUUAAUUCCUUUGCUCUGGUACUGUAGCUGAACCCUCAAAUUCCAUUUUUGUUUCUUUGUUCCCCUAACCUUGUAGGAGCUCCUUUUAAAUAUGGAUGUGUGUCUUAGACAUAUCUCACAUUUUAAAAUUGGUGUUUAUUGCAAGAAUUGUCUCUGGAAAAAAUAUUGUAACUUGGGACAUUUUGAGAGAUGAGGAAAUGGCUUGGGCACAUGCUAUUUUCAGGGAUUUAGAAAUUAAUUGUUUUUUUUUAAUGUAUUGAAAUGAGCAGUCAAACUGCUGGAAUGGAGUUUAUUCUCUAGAAAGUCACAUAGUUUGGCUUGUAUUCUAAGCUGAGUAAUUAAACUAUAAUUGAUUUAAAAUAAGAAAAAUAUCUCUUGGUUAUAAAUUUUCAGCAUGAUCUUGCAGGAUCCAGUAGUAUCCUAUAGUAGUAUAAGUGUGUUUUUGCUCACCACAAAGGAUGGCAAACAUGUUAUGGAGUGAUCUCCUUCUUGCCAGCUUUUAUUUGAGCCCUAACCAGAGAAUCUAAAAUUUGAGAGGCUGUUUUGACAUAGCCCUUUUCUCUCUCUUUAUAAAGACUUGUCCUUUUCAUACCUGAAAGGUAUGAACAUAGUAAAUGUUAUCACCUUGUGGCAUAGGAAAGUGCAACUUAAACCUGUAAAACUAAUACCAAUGCACUUUUUUUUUCUGCUCAAGAAUAGAUAUUUUCAGGUUUUUUAUUACAACAAAGUGAGGAUAUUAUAGAUAUUAACUAGAUACAAUUCUGGAGAGUUAGAUUGGGGAAAGAAUAAAUAAGGCCAUUGUGGUUCCUCUUGACAUUUCUCGUUUUGACAUUCAUCAUUUCAUUUCCUCAUUAACAAAAACCUGCUAUUAAAUUCCUCUUACAUCUCCACUGACAGAAUGAAGACUAUAUUUUCCUUUGAAUUUCUUUGGUGAUGCCCAAGUAAGGUUCUGAUCAGUUGCACCAUAUUUGUACCUCACUGCAGAGUAAAGAUUCUUGUUAGUAAACACUGAUCUAUGUCUUUCAACUGUAUACACAAACACUCCCAUAUAUGUGUGUAUGCACACUUUUGUGAUACUCCAACUUUUUAUUUUAUAUUAAUGUGUUUUUUUCUUGUGAAUUUAUCUUGACUUUCGCUUUCUUUAGCAUUGCAGCUCUGCUCUUUGUUCAAUGAAGAAUCAAAAUUGCACUAUAAACUAUUUACUUGACAUAUGGAGAUAAAAUUAUCUUAAACACUGUA